Phaeodactylum tricornutum CCAP 1055/1 is the source of this 1797-nucleotide messenger RNA. RefSeq lists its product with no specific name. Lineage: Eukaryota; Bacillariophyta; Bacillariophyceae; Surirellales; Neidiaceae. The transcript has 2 exons. Bases 1 to 1797 code for a protein of 598 amino acids. The record is from RefSeq and is a predicted model, not a curated record.
AUGUCGAGACAUUCAGUGCCAGCUUCAAUCGCAACGUACCAAAAAAGGUCUUCAGCUCGCAAGUCUGAGCCAGUACUUCCCCGAAGUUUCACACUUCAUCGCGACUACGAUUCUCCACUCGGCUGCGAAGAUGCAACCGAAGUCGAGAAACGCUAUAGACAAAAUAACGUUCACCCUUCUACCCUACAUGGGCAUCAAACUGAGCGUCAAAUUUCACCAAACGCCGUUGUCAAUCGUGACACCACCUCUAUUUCGUCUUCUCAGGAAUCGCUGAAAAAGGCGGAAGAAUGGCGCAGACCAGGCAAAACAUUUCGGAAUCGCAUCAUUGCCGAAGAUGAGAAAAAAGAAGGCGGACUAGCAAAUUUAAGUAUCUCUCGAGUCAAACCAGCAAGCAUCAUUCGUUACUACGAUGUGGCCAAUCAGGUUUUGGAUCAGUUUGUCAAUCAUCCGAUUGCAAACCGUGCAGAGUUGGAAAAAGCCUACCUUUUGGGUACCCGUCUGGUCAAAUUUUUGUCCACCGUCUUGCCUACCCACCCUGACUAUAUGCUGGGAGCGACAGCACUAGAGCGGGAUCAAUCUCAUGAGCAGCUCUUACAGUUGAUUCAGUUUUUGGACCAAAUGGCUCGUAUCAUUGAUGAACAAGAGCAUUCCGCGUACAUUUCGCGAGUCUUGGAGCAGCACCAACGGAAGACUCCCUUUCAGGAGUCCACCUGGUCGCAGGAAAAAGCCGGAAGCUACGGAACUGAUUUGACUCCCAAGCAUGCACCAAAAAAGGAUACAUCCGCGUGGAUGGCGCAUUCCUUUGGAGAGGAAGACCGUGGGCUUUCCCCUCCAGUACACAGAAAUCCGGCGAGCGUAAUGGAAUACACCGAGCGGAGCUCGAGGGAAUCGUUACCUUCUUAUACCGAGCAUCAAAUGCAACGUCCCUCGCACCGCAAAGAUAGCUCUUUUGGAACAACUGCGACCAUGUCUCUUUCCCGAAGCAGUGUUGACGCCAACUCGGCGAUAGAUCCUACCGAUUGGCCUGUACCCGAUUUCCGACAGCAUAGCCCACCGCCGCGAAAUCAGCCUAGGCAUGCGCUGGAACGGGCUACCGAUGGAAGUUGUCCAGCACAAGGGUAUUUAUGCAAGAGAAGGCCAGGAAUGCGGGCCUUGGUCGACGAAGGGGAUCCGAAACCUUCUCCUUCGCGAGGUCGUACAAGUGGCCGGCACAAGCAAGAAGUCGCGAAAGAUGGCUGGCCGGCUUGGGAUAUUCCCAAUGUGGAGCAGCGACCUAAGGGGAUCCUUCACAAGUCAAAUGAGAAAAGCUCUUACCGCAGCGCACAAAUGCUCCAUACGAGACAGCAUUGGAACGGGAGCUCGAUCGAGGCUCAGAAUGUGCCAACCUCUAUACACCUGGUAGAUUUUACGCACGUCCGCGACGAAACGAGAGGAACGACCAAGAACAUCCCUCAAAUGGGAAACAAAAAUGAGCAGGUCUCAACGGCACAACGAUUACAGCAGCAAGAACGAACGCUGAUGGCCAAACACCAUGAGCGUUUCUUCGAAUCUAUACCUCGAACGUCUCAGAUGGGAGAUUACGCCGACUUCGUAGACUGGAUGGAUUCGAAACAGCGACCAGGCAAGUCUCUCCAUUCUAAGAAAAGCGGAAAGCAAGAAGGCUCUCUAGCGAACGAGUCGCUGCAGUUCGCCUACAUGAAUGACAACAACAAAGGCGAAGCGACAAUGGGCUUGAGCAAACGAGAACGUGUUUUUCAGCCUUUCCGCAAUUGCGUGAAAUUUCUACUUGAACCGUAG